This is a messenger RNA of Oncorhynchus masou masou (cherry salmon), 3187 nucleotides long. Its product is annotated as inactive ubiquitin carboxyl-terminal hydrolase 54-like. Gene Ontology annotation, biological process: protein deubiquitination. The record is from RefSeq and is a predicted model, not a curated record. Bases 390 to 3020 code for a protein of 876 amino acids. Gene Ontology annotation, molecular function: cysteine-type deubiquitinase activity. Lineage: Eukaryota; Metazoa; Chordata; Actinopteri; Salmoniformes; Salmonidae. The transcript is spliced from 17 exons.
CACACACACACAAAAAGGGCGUGCUGUCGCGAGAGCAGCGUGUCGGGUUCACAGCACUGGAUUGAAGGCUGGAUUGUGCGCCUCUCCUCUCCGUCGUUAUUUUUACCGGGACAGCACGAGACUGGAACGGGACACUAACGGGACCCGAGAUCUGAUCAAACACGUCAUAGAGUGAGAGCAGAGAAGAGAUAUUAGGCUGAACAGAAGUAAAGGACUGUGGAAAGACUAAAGACACCUGCCAGGCGAGAGACUUACCAGAAAGAGACCAAAGCUCUCCAUCGCUCUGUCUACCUAUUCUCUUUCUCUCUCUAAUGGGAGUAACUUAGAACACGUUGCUCCAUCUCAUUCCCCUGUCCCUCCCUGGUGAUGGGAGCGCCCAGCAGGAUGUGAUGUCGUGGAAGAGGAACUACUUUGCGUCAGGCGGUGGCAGCGGAGGUCCUGGUGGAGGGCUACAGGGACUGAUCACGACCCCUCGGACUAUGGCCUCCUUCGCCCCGAGUAAAGGCCUUAGCAACGAACCUGGACAGAACAGCUGCUUCCUAAACAGUGCUCUGCAGGUCCUGUGGCAUCUGGAUAUCUUCCGUAGGAGUUUCCGCCAGCUGACCACCCACAAGUGUAUGGAAGACUCCUGUAUCUUCUGUGCCCUCAAGAGUAUCUUUGCCCAGUUCCAGUUCAGCAGUGAGCGUGUGUUACCGUCCGACAUGUUGCGGAGCGCACUAGCCAAGACCUUUCAGGACGAACAACGCUUCCAGCUGGGGAUCAUGGACGACGCAGCAGAAUGCUUUGAGAACCUGCUGAUGCGUAUCCAUUUCCACAUCAGUGCAGAGACCAGAGAGGACAUCUGUACAGCUAAACACUGUAUACCACACCAGAAGUUUGCCAUGACGCUGUUCGAACAGUGUGUGUGCAGUAGUUGUGGAGCCUCGUCGGACCCCCUUCCCUUCAUUCAGAUGGUUCACUACAUCUCUACCACGUCCCUCUGUAACCAGGCGGUGAGGAUGUUAGAGUGUAGAGAGAAGCCCACCCCCAACAUGUUUGGAGAGCUGCUCCGCAACGCCAGCAACAUGGGUGACCUACGCAACUGCCCGAGUAACUGUGGGGAGGUGUUGCGUAUCCGCUGUGUGUUGAUGAACUCUCCAGAGAUAGUGUCCAUCGGCCUGGUGUGGGACUCAGACCACUCUGACCUGGCUGAGGACGUCAUUCACAGCCUGGGCACCUGUCUACACCUGGGGGAUUUGUUCUACCGUGUGACAGAGGAGAGAGCUCGUCAGGCUGAGCUGUACCUGGUUGGUAUGGUGUGUUACUAUGGCAAACACUAUUCCACAUUCUUCUUCCAGACUAAGAUACGGAAGUGGAUGUACUUCGACGACGCUCAUGUCAAAGAGAUCGGUCCUAAGUGGAAGGACGUGGUGGCGCGCUGUAUAAAGGGUCACUACCAGCCUCUAUUGCUGCUCUAUGCUGACCCCCGAGGGACACCGGUGGUAUCGCAGGACAUCUCCUCCCUGUCUAACCCCCAGCUGGACCUGCUGCACUGCAGCAAGGCAGGAUAUGAGAGCGAGGACUCUGGACGGGAGCCCUCCAUAUGCAGUGAUGCCCGUACAGAUUCCUCUGACAGCUCCAGCCACCGAGACUCUCGAAAUCGCCCUCUCCGCCAGCCAACAGGCAGCCACCUGUCCAACAAAACGCAGACCGUCGUUGUCAGUAACCAUGACAACAGUGCAGUUGCAGCAGCAGAGACCACCCUCUGCCCCCCCUCCCCUCCCCUGCAGCAGGGUGACUAUAAAGAGACAGCUGUGUUCCUCCUUUCCUCUCGUCGCCCCACGUCAUCUUGCUCUUCCUCCCAUCCUCUCUCCUCAUGUUCCUUCCAUCCCCCCUCCUCUACCUGUACCCCCUAUCCUGUCUCCUCCUCCUGCUCUUCCUCCCGUCCCAUGUCCUCUUCCUCCUCCUCGGGGAUAGGGGGGUCUGUACUGGGAUCUGAGGCAGGGGCCGUGGGGCCACACUGGGAGGAUGAGAGCACCAGCAGUGAGUCCAAGUCUAGUUCGCCUGGGGGUCGAAGUUACCGGCCGGCCUGGAGGCCACGGAGGGAAGCCCUGAACAUCGACAGCAUCUUCACCUGCCAGAGAGGCUCUCCGCUGGGCUACAGCACCCUGCCUGGGCCCCCUCUACCUUCUGAGUUUCAACAACACUGUCCAACUAACACGGCUGAUCUGCAGGGGGCAAGAGAGAGGGCCAGGGGUGUAGGUGGUGUGGGGGGAGAUACGGAGGGGGUGACAGGGAUGCCUGGGUUGCUAGGCAACGGUGCGGACUGCCCCCCUCCUCCCCCGUUGAGAGGGGCGGAGUCUCAGCCUCGUCUGAUCCAGAGGAUGGAGAGUGGUUAUGAGAGCAGCCCUGACAGGGAGGUAGGUCAGAAGCGUGUGUUGAUGUCUGGUCCAUCGUGGCGCACAGUGCCCAAGUCUAAGAGCACUAGUGCCAUCCUGCAGGAGCUGCCAGCACCUCGCUGGGGCUGCAACAACAACCUGGACGCUGGCCGUAGCGAGCUGGAUGAGCUUCAGGAGGAGGUGGUGAGGAGAGCGAGGCAGCAGGAGCAGCAGAGGAGGAAGGAGUCGGAGAGAGAAGCUGCCGUGGGAUUUAACCCCAGACCCUCAAAAUACAUGGACUUAGAUCAGCUACAACACCAAGCUGUGCUCAGUCCCCUGCAUGAGGCUAAUUCCCGUAGUGCAUUGACUGUAGCUGCGUGCAUGGGGAGCACUGCGGAGCCAAUAACACAGGAACAGGAUAUGGAGCAGGAAACAGGAAGCGCCAGUCCACAGGGACAUCGCAGGUACCAUAACUGUCCCCUGUGUGUCCCCAAAACCUACACAGGACCCCCCUGUGUGUGUCCCAGCUCUGCUUGUCCAAAAACCACCCCAGGACCCCUCUGUGUGUGUGCCAGCUCUGCUUGUCCAAAAACCACCCCAGGACCCCUCUGUGUGUGUGCCAGCUCUGCUUGUCCAAAACCUCCUCUGUGUGUAGUGCAGUAGAGUAGACAGUGUCUGUAUCUGUCUGUGUUGGUCAGUGCUGAUCUUGACUGGUUUGUACUAGUACUUGAUGGUGAGAUAUCUGUGAGGGGCUGGUGCUGGGUUGGAUGGCAGGUAUCCUGCUAUAUCUCAUGUAUUCUCUAUUCUCUUCCUCCUCUCCUCUAUUCAUC